Molecule: messenger RNA, 3758 nt
Organism: Aedes albopictus (Asian tiger mosquito)
Lineage: Eukaryota; Metazoa; Arthropoda; Insecta; Diptera; Culicidae
Exons: 2
Coding region: 701-2947 (748 amino acids)
Biological process (GO): DNA integration
Molecular function (GO): nucleic acid binding
Source: RefSeq, a predicted model, not a curated record
GCACCCGUCGGUGUGAAUAAAAAAACGAUCCCGAGUAUUGCCGUGGAUGAAAAAACUCAACUAAAAUAUAUUAACAUUGAUUGAUUAAUACACUAAUAUUUACAUAUAAUUAUAUACACUAACAACUUACAAUCUAGUUUUUUCCACAAUCAAAACCACUACAAAACUCCUACUUUGGGGAUUGCAAGGGCGAUCCUACAAAUCAAAUCACGAAUUACAACAAGGAACAUUUACUACUAUACAUAUCUUACGGCAAACAACAGUAGUCAAAAACAAUAACGAUUACUCUACAGGACGGAAUUAACGAUGGAAAAUAGACCUACAAUUUCACAAGAACAAUUACACUACAUUUUCUUGACUACAAAUCUCACAAACUUACGACAAGAUCUAAACUUCUUCACUAAUGGACGGUACAAACAGUUCUAACACGAAUAGAUAAAAUUACGAUGGGGGAAUCCCCACCUUCAUAUCUGUGGUAGUCGAGUUCAACUCCUGGGGAUCGCAGCAAGCGAGGAGACUGACGAAAACGGACGACAGUCAUCGGUAGGCAGCAGACACGUCAUUAAUACUGAUAUAGUGCAAACAUCGGACUUCAAUAAAGGAUUAUUAUAGAUUAGUUAGUGACUACAAGAUAUUGAUAAAUACCACAUAUUGGCGACGAAAAGUGAAUCCACGUGUGCGCGGGAAGUUGAACUGGACAAUGGAGGAUCAACUAUUUAAGAUUCCGCCUUUCGAUUGCGAAAACGUGCCCUUAUCCGAACUUCGGCAAACGUGGUUCGACUACAAAAAGCAAUUUGAGUAUGUCGCUGAGGCUCUGAGCAAAAAGAAGCGGAGGAAGCUGAAAAGUAUUUUCCUAGCUGUAGGAGGACGACAACUUCAACGUGUCUAUGAAAACUUAACUACACAUGACGACGAAGCUCCCGAAGGCGAAGAUGAAUUUAGCACGGUAAUUCGUAGGUUGGACAAAUAUUUCGCACCAAAAAGGCAAGAUACUUUCGAACGUUACUCGUUUUGGACCUUGGCGCCAUCGGCCGGAGAAACCCUGGAUAAAUUCCUACAAAGAGCAAAAACAGCUGCAAACAAAUGCCAAUUUGGUUCUACUGAGCGCGAAAGUAGAGAUGCGGCUGUAGUCGAUAAAGUGGUGAUGUUAGCCCCUCCGGAUUUGCGUCGGAAAAUUCUGGAGAGAUCCAAUAUAAAUCUAGACGAUUUGACGAAACUCGUGAAUUCGCAUUUGUCCAUUCAACAACAAGUUCGCGAACUGAACCAGCAUGCUCAAGGACUAGGAAACAUGCAAGCGAAUCGCAGUGGUGCUCUGGUGAACAAAAUCGAAGAAAAGGCCUCGAACGACCAGACCGGUCGCUGGACCCAUGGACGAAUGACCACUGAAUGCGGCAGAUGCGGAAAUAGGCCGCACAAGCCAGAAGACGUUUGCCCGGCAAAGAAUGAGCAGUGUCGUAUUUGUAACUAUUUUGGUCACUUCGCCAAGAAAUGCAGAACGGAUCCAAAGAAAUACAAGAUGCAACCGUCAAUCCCGGAAAAGCGUAAGUUGGAAGAACCUGGCGGGCGGCAGCAUACUGAUCGUAUAAAGGUACCGAGGACCGGCGACAUUGAAGUGCAGAAGUUGGGUGUAAGAAAAGAUGUUCGAGAGAAGUCGUUCGUAUAUGCCAUUAGUGACAACCACGAUGAGAUGAUUUGGUGUAAGGUAAGGGAAGCACUAUCAAAAUCGGAUUGGAGUGAUGAAAUAAUCAAAACGGAAGCAAAGGCAUAUGUUCCAUUUCAAAAGGACCUUAGUUUGCUUGAAGGAUGCGUAAUCCGUGGUUGUCGUCUUGUUAUUCCAAAACAACUACGACCACGCAUGCUACAACUUGCCCAUGAGGGUCACCCGGGUGAGACAGUAAUGAUAAGUAGAUUGCGAGAUAGAGUUUGGUCUUUGGCCAUAGAUGAUGAUGCCAGAAGGACUGUAAGGAGUUGUGAAGGAUGUCGUUUGGUAAGCAAGCCCUCUGCUCCGGAGCCAAUGCAGCGGCGGUUGAUGCCUGAUGAACCAUGGGUGCAUGUCGCAAUGGAUUUCUUGGGUCCGCUUCCAUCCAAUGAGUAUUUGUUGGUAAUCGUGGACUAUUACAGCCGAUAUAAAGAAAUAUGUACAAUGAAGAAAAUCACCAUAAAGCGUCUAGAACCAAUUUUCGUUCGUCAGGGCUAUCCUAGAUCGAUUACUUUGGAUAAUGGACGACAGUUCAUCAGUAAAGAUUUUGAAGACUAUUGUUCAACAAGGAAUAUUGUACUGAACCAUACCGCUCCAUACUGGCCACAAGUCAAUGGAGAGGUAGAACGGCAAAACAGUUCACUGUUGAAACGUCUCAAGAUUAGCCACUCACUAAACCGAGAUUGGAAGACGGAUCUACUCCAGUAUAUGAUGAUGUACAACACAACUCCUCACUCGGUAACAGGCAAAGCACCUACUUCCUUGUUGCAGAACCGAGUAAUUCGUUCAAAGAUGCCAUCUAUCAAGGACCUCGAAUCAGCACCACCAGUCAGCUCUGGAGUUCAUGACAGGGAUACAGUAUCAAAAUAUAAAGGAAAGGAGAGUGAAGAUGCAAGACGUCACGCCAGACUAUCGGAUAUUCAAGUAGGAGACAAAGUCCUUUUGCAAAACCUCGUUUCAGCUGGCAAGUUAACUCCUACAUAUGAUAAAGCGGAAUAUGAAGUAUUAGAAAGAGUUGGAAAUCGAGUGAGAAUAGCAGAACCAGUGUCUGGACGAGUCAUCGAGAGAAAUGUAGCCCAUGUAAAGAAGAUUCCUGCUUUUGAUCUUAGCCCUGGAAUCGAAGAACUUCCAGCAAUCGAGGAUGAGCCACCCGCUUUAGAAUUUGGAUAUGUACCUCGCCCUUGUCGCCGCGUGACCCGUCCUUUGUGGCAACAAGAUUACAUCAUCCACUCUACUGAGGACGCUUAGUCUUUUGCUUUUGUGAAAAAAAGGAGAUGUGGUAGUCGAGUUCAACUCCUGGGGAUCGCAGCAAGCGAGGAGACUGACGAAAACGGACGACAGUCAUCGGUAGGCAGCAGACACGUCAUUAAUACUGAUAUAGUGCAAACAUCGGACUUCAAUAAAGGAUUAUUAUAGAUUAGUUAGUGACUACAAGAUAUUGAUAAAUACCACAAUAUCCAUCACAUUGCCUAUUCCCACAAUGGUAGAAAUGCAGUGGAUGAAGUGUUUGCCAUUUCUCCCCUUUCCACACGGUGUACCACUUGCCUACAUACACGAGACAACAACAACAACACCGUGUGCGUUCGCUCGCUCCGGUUGCGUUCACAGUUUCUCACGACGACGACAACGACGACGCACAGUGGGACGAAUUCAAAAAAAGUGGGACAUUGGGUUUUGCGGCAAAACUAUUGGUUAUAGCCAUUUGGUGUCUUCGGAGGAGUUUCAUUGUUUUUUAAGUACUUUUUAGAGGUGUAACAUUUUUUAGGUUAAGGGGGUAGUACACCAAGAUAGAAAAAUAUUUUUAAUUAGUGGUCAAAAUCGAAUGACUUCUAUGAAAAUAUUGUAGAUUAAGCCAUUUUGAGAAACUUUGUCUAAGACGGGAACGUUCUAUCUCCAAAACUUACAAAGUUAUGAGCACUAAUAUAAGCAUAUAGUGUAAAACUAGCUUAAAAAGUGUUUUUUCGACAUAACUUUUUUGUUUAAAUUUUCUCGGGUUUACAAUGUUCAGCAAAGUUGCAGAUACUGUAAAAAUGCAUAUCUUUUCUGAAGACUGCAAAGU